GCAUUAUUAAAAAUAAAUCUGGGGGUAUUCCGUUCCAAAGUACCUGGCUUCUGACAAGCGAGGGGCGUGUGGGAGAGAGUGGGUCUAUGAAAGCAAUAGGAUGAUGGGCCCAAACAACGCACCACCUUCAAGGGAACUUGGGCAAAUGGUUGCCAACUUAAUCUAGGCGAAGCUGACUAAGCAUGGGAGCUUAUUGUGUUAGGAAAUCUUUCCUGCACUCUAGUAACCAGGCAUCUUUGUUCUCUAUGUUCCCUCCAGCUCCAGAUAUGCUCCUUUUGGUUGCCUUCUUGUUUUCUACGGAAAGAGAGAGCUGUUCAAUUUACCUUUGGAGAUUGGCGGCGGCGGCGGGGGGGGGGGGCUCCCCUCCCUUGGAUCUAGGCAGAAAUCGAGGCAUAGGUUCUCCUUCUCUGGGGUCAGAUAGCAAGUCCAAGCCAACACAAUUAGGGGAGAGGGAGAGAGAGAAAUGGAAAGGAUGGAAAGGAGGCGAGGCAGGUAAAAUAAGGAGAGGGAGGCAGCAACGGAGCGGUUAAAUCCUCCGCCGCCGCCCCCCCCCCUUCCCUCUGGAAGGAAAAGAUGCAAAAUGGUCCAUUGUCACCCAAGUGGCUUCAACACUUGGCUAGGAGCUUUGGAAAAGGAGGAAGGAGGGGGGAAAUAUCUGGGAAGAAAUAAGAGCCUGUUGGAUGUUGUGGGGUGGACUGAAGCCUUUUCAGCUGCAGGGGGGUGGGGAAUAGGAAGAGGAGCGGGGAGGACGAGGAAAGCAUGAAGGAAGAGAGGGGAAGGUCUCUCCUCCAAGUUCCCCCGGCGCUGCCCUUUCCUUUACCUCUGCUGGGACAGGUUUAGGUUUGAUGGAGAACUGCAGGCGAGGGCGGGAGAGAGAGAGCGAGAGAACGCGCGAGCGAGCGAGCUCAACUGAGCCUACUACUUUGGAAGCAAGCGGAGAGAGUUCUUGGCUAUGUGGAGAGGGGCGGGUAUCUCCUCUCCCCUUAAUGGCUGCAGCUCUCAAGGAUUUGCUGGAAUAUGCACACUUGGUGGCCCAGGGGACAUUCCCCUAUUAUGAUCCUUUUUUCCAUCCCAGGCAGAAAGGGGGGGCCCUUUCUGAGGGGGGCGGACGUAGGAGACCACCACCCAGCCACCACCGGGAUUGUUCCUCUGCUCCUGGCUGCUGCUUCCUUCUCCAUCAUCUCGGGUUCCCCCGCUCCUGAUCCCCCAAAUAACUCUUCCUCCUCCUCCUCCUCCUCCUCCUGGCGGGGAAUGGGGGGUGGGGGUAGAAAGCAAGCCCAGUACAGUCAGGGCUUCCCAGACGUGCCCCCCCCCACCUGGUGCCAAGUGCGUCCUCCUACAUUUGUUCCCCUUUUCUUCAAGCUCAAAUUCAUGACGUGGUGGUGGGGGAAGCCUGAUUCAGGGGCAACAAUGCGCUCUCUCUCUCUCUCACACACACACACACACACACACAAAAGGGAAGGAGUGGAAGAAGGAGCGAAAGGAUGAGAAGCCCCAGCCUGAACCUCCUGCCAUAGACCUUCCCUCCCUCGUUUCUCAAAGAUGAGCUGGUGGUACCCAGAGAAGGCAGCGGCGGCGGCGGCAGCGGCAGAUCUAGGAGGCUGCAGCAGCCCCCUCUGCCUCCCUCCUCCAUUGACUGUGCCAAGCAGCAUCUCUGCAUCCUAAGGAACCUCAUUGCAUUCCUAGCACGUCUCAUCUUUGCUUGCUCCCCCCCCUUUCCUUUUGCUUCAGCCCUCAGCAGGAGUAUAGAACCAGAACAGAGAGAAAGAGAGAAACCAGCAAUCCUUAUUUUAUUUUAUUUUUAAAAGCCGUUGAAAAUUCCGUACGUAGAUAUCUAUUUUUCCAAGUGGGUUUGGCUAUUUUUUCCCUACCCUCUCUCCUUUCCCGGCUCUCUCCAAAUGUGCUAAAAAAAUUUAUCUCCUUCGGACCGUUUUGUAAUCUGUCGCAACCAUGAAGUCUCCGACAGCCGACCCUCCCCGUAGGAGAAGGAUGUUGUGGAUUAUUCUUCUAAGCACAAUUGCUGUAGCGUGGACUACCCCCAUCCCCUUGAUAGAAGACUCGGAGGAGAUUGAGGAGUCUUGCUUCGAUCCUUGUUACUGUGAAGUCAAAGAAAGCCUUUUUCACAUACACUGCGACAACAAGGGAUUUAUAAAUAUUAGCCAGAUAACGGAGUCCUGGUCGAGACCUUUCAAACUUUACCUGCAGAGGAACUCCAUGAGGAGAUUAUAUACUAACAGUUUUCUCCACCUGAACAACGCCGUUUCGAUCAACCUGGGGAACAACGCACUACAAGACAUUCAGACAGGAGCCUUUAAUGGCCUCAGAAUCCUGAAGAGGUUAUACCUGCAUGAGAACAAAUUGGACAUCUUCAGAAACGACACUUUCCUGGGCUUGGAGAGUCUGGAAUAUCUGCAGGCAGAUUACAAUGUCAUUAAGCGGAUCGAGAGCGGGGCAUUUCGAAACCUGAGCAAGCUCCGGGUCCUGAUCUUGAACGACAACCUUAUCCCCAUCCUCCCCACCAAUUUGUUUAAGUCGGUGUCCUUAACUCACUUGGACUUGCGUGGAAACAGGUUGAAAGUGCUCUCCUACCGAGGGAUGCUGGAUCACAUUGGCAGGAGCCUGAUGGAGAUCCAGCUGGAGGAGAACCCGUGGAACUGUACCUGUGAUAUUGUCCAGCUGAAGAGCUGGCUGGAGCGCAUCCCUUACACUGCCCUUGUGGGAGACAUAACCUGUGAGACCCCUUUCCACUUCCACGGGAAGGACCUGAGGGAAAUUAAGAGGAAUAAACUCUGCCCAAUGCUGUCUGACUCGGAGCUGGUCAGCAUCGGUGCCCCUCAGCUGCCCUCGAGCAAGGAGAACGCGUGGCCUACUAAGCCUUCUUCCAUGCUGUCCUCUUUCCAUUUCACUGCUUCCUCUGUCGAAUACAAAACUUCCAUUAAGCAGCCCAGGCCCACCAAACAGCCCAGGGCACACAAGCCACCCCCGACACCUCGAGGCCUAUAUCCUGCGCCCAACCAGCCCCCAAUAGCUGGUUACCAGACGAGGCCACCCAUUCCCAUCAUCUGCCCUACUGGCUGCUCAUGCAGUUUGCACAUCAAUGACUUGGGCCUGACAGUCAACUGCAAGGAAAGAGGGUUCCACAAUAUUUCCGAGCUCCUGCCCAGGCCCGUCAAUGCCAAGAAGCUGGUCCUGAGCGGUAAUUUGAUACAGAAAAUUUACCGUUCCGAUUUCUGGAAUUUUUCUUCCCUGGAUCUCCUGCAUUUGGGGAACAACCGGAUCUCCUACGUUCAGGACGGGGCCUUUGUCAACCUGCCCAACCUGAAGAGCCUGUACCUGAACGGCAAUGACAUUGAGAAGCUGACCCCAGGCAUGUUCAGGGGUCUGCAGAGCCUGCACUAUCUGUAUUUUGAGUACAACCAGAUCAGGGAGAUCCAGCCCGCUGCCUUCAGUCUCAUGCCCAACCUGAAGCUUCUCUUCCUCAACGACAACCUCCUGAGGAACCUGCCUACAGAUGCCUUUGCAGGCACCUCUCUGACCAGGCUCAACCUGAGGAACAACAAAUUCCUGUACUUGCCCGUGGCUGGCGUUCUGGAGCACCUCAACGCCAUUGUGCAGAUUGACCUGAAGCUCAACCCCUGGGAUUGCACGUGUGACCUGGUGCCUCUCAAGCAGUGGAUCGAGGCCAUCAGCUCCGUCAUCAUGGUGGGGGAUGUCCUUUGCGCCAGCCCAGACAACCUCACCCACAGAGACAUCCGCUCUGUGGAGCUGGAGGUCCUCUGCCCAGAGAUGUUGCAUGCUGCUGCUGCCUCGCCAGCCCCUCCAGCGUGGGGCCACCCUAGCCCCACCAGCCCGUCGCCCUAUGAGCUCCCCCCGGCUGGGGGAGGCCCGGUGCCCCUCUCCGUGCUCAUCCUCAGCCUCCUUGUACUGUUCUUCUCGGCGGUCUUCAUUGCUGCGGGCCUUUUCGCUUUCGUCCUGCGCAGGCGUCACAAGAAGCUACCCUUCCGGAACAAGCAGCGGCAGGAGACCCUCGACUUGACGGGAAUCCAGAUGCAGUGCCACCACCUCUUCGAGGAGGGAGGCGGCGGAGGCGGCGGGGGGCUCAGCGCCUCCCCAGAAAAGGCACCCCCAGUGGGGCACGUCUACGACUACAUCCCGCAUCCAGUGACCCAGAUGUGCAACAACCCCAUCUACAAGCCCCGCGAGGAGGACGAAGUGGUGGCGGGGGAGCCGGGGCAACCUGGGGACAUGCUUUUGGGAGGUGGUGGUGGUGCUGGUAGUGGUGGUGGUGGUGGAGGAGGAGUUGGCUGUGCAGGGGAACAGUUUGCCGACCCCACAAAGGACGGUGGGAGCAGCAGCUGCUACAGGACCUUGCUGGAGAAGGAGAAGGAGUGGAGCUUGGCCGUGUCCAGCUCGCAGCUCAACACCAUAGUGACCACCAACCAUCACCCGCACCCGCCCAGCGGGGGGAUUGGAGGGGGGCUGCCUCUCCUGGGGGAGCUAGCGCUGGUGCCGCCUGUCUUCCACCACGAAAAGAACGGUGGGGUGGUGCUCUUCCCCCCUAGUGGUGCCAUUCUAGACAGCAGGGACAGGCCGCCUUUGGCGCCACCGUGCACGGUGGGCUUUGUGGACUGCCUCUACGGCACGGUGCCCAAAUUAAAGGAACUGCACGUGCACCCCCCUGGCAUGCAAUAUCCAGACCUGCAGCAGGACGCCAGGCUGAAAGAGACCCUCCUCUUCUCGGCUGAUAAUGCACCAGAAGUUGAGAGACAGCAACUUGUCCAAGGAUACCCCAUGACCUUUUGGCUGAAGACGGAUUUGAAUCUGACGCAAGCUUUCUAUGCACUGGACCAGACUGCCUCCAGAAAAAGCUGCCCAAAGCAGUUUACAGAUCAAUCAAGGCAAGGCAGAAGAUAAGGAAUGAAUCAAGGAGAUAAUUCUGGGACCUACCAUUUCAUCAUGAAGAUGGGAAUCUUCAUUUCAGAGGUGGAUGCACUAUCCUGCAGCGAAAUACCUGCUCCCAUCAGUGGAGCAACAAUACCAAGAAGAAUUCUGGCUCUACAACGAUUCCCGAUGGUGAAUCAACCCAACAGGGAAGCAACCCAACAGAACAGUUGCAGAAGUUCCAGGGCAAUGAAUGGCAGCUGCAGAAACUCAUGGUUUGCUCAGGUUAUGCUCCCUGUGGACUGUGCCUAUUAUUAUAUUAUUUUAUUUAAGCUUCAAAAGCACAGGGGAUUUGUCUUAUGAAGAUCUUGAUUUUUGUUUCCAGGUUGCAGCUACUACCAGGACCAUUAUCAACAUGGCACAUUUAAUUUCCAGAUUAUUAUUUUUUAAAAAAGAUUGCUGUUGCAUUCUCCUGAGUAACGGCUGGAUUUUGUAUUUCAUAUAUGGGGCCUAAACCACUGUAUUUUCAUGGGAAGCUGCCCUCUCCUGAGUCAGACCAUUGGCCCAACUAACUCAAUAUGUUCUACUCUGUUGGGCAGUAGCUCUUCAGGACUUCCCCAGAGCUCCUGGGGAUUGAACCUGGGACCUUCUGCAUGAAAAGCAGAUGCUCUACCAUGGAGCGAUGGCUCUCAGAAGCAGUUUUGUCUUCCUAGCAGCUCUGGGUGCAACCCAAAACCUGCAGAGCACCUAAAGAACCCCAUUUCCAUGUCUGCUACCUCCUCCCUCAUUCCAUCUUAAAGGUGUGACCAGAUGCACAUUUCACUAUUUCACUUUUUUUUUGUGCCCCCCUCUCCAUUGCCAGCCUUGCCCCAUUUAUCAUGUAGCCUGAUGAAGAGUUCUGCAGAACUCAAAAGUUUGCACACAUUUUUGGUUGGC
Messenger RNA from Podarcis muralis (Common wall lizard), 5817 nucleotides. It is a transcript of the gene SLITRK3, whose product is annotated as SLIT and NTRK like family member 3. Gene Ontology annotation, cellular component: GABA-ergic synapse; postsynaptic density membrane. NCBI's taxonomy places the organism in Eukaryota, Metazoa, Chordata, Lepidosauria, Squamata, Lacertidae. The record is from RefSeq and is a predicted model, not a curated record. Gene Ontology annotation, molecular function: protein binding. Gene Ontology annotation, biological process: axonogenesis; positive regulation of synapse assembly.